CCCUCCUCCAUCAACCCCCCAACUUAGGCUUGGGUCUUGGAAUCUCCCGUUAUUCUCAAAUAGACUGCUGAAUGCAUUCCGUCUCCUCUUUAAUAAACUCCACCAAAACCCUCAUUCUCCAACUACCAACUACCUCAACAAAACAACUACAAACUAACUUCGACUCUAUAUCGAACAUAUAUACUUAUUCAAAUCACCAAUCGCUCCCGCUUGUCCGCCUAACUGUCACCUCGGCUUGCGCCCUCUACUCGUCAUUCAACAUCCUGUCUCAGACCCCUUCAACGGAUUGGAACUAAACUCGACCACGGUCCAACCCUGUAUGGGUAUUGUCCAGACACAGCAGACACAACAAGUGCUUUUAAUGGAGAAUCUCGUCAAUUCAUACUCUGCUCAUACGAAUCUAUAUCCGCUGUGUGUGCCGUAACUGCACUCGGAAAUCGGCUCACUCUUGUUCUCUGCAAACUUUGGUUCCUCCCGUCCAGUCCAAUCGCGAGUAAUCGGACUCUCCCGAACCGACUCUUCCGUCCUCUAACCAAGGACUAAUAUAAGGCCGUCACCAUUUGACCGGUCUUUCCACUCCUCCAUUGGCCUCAAUAAUCUUAUCAUCAGAAAUGUCGUCAGUUCAAGUCGUCAGGAUGCCACAGACUGAAAACUUACACUCGACUGCUCCGAAUGAUACCGCCUCGAAGCAUCGAGCACCCUUAUUUCAAAUAGGCUCCACGCCACCCGCACAAAGCAGAGAUCAAUCGCCCGAUAGUCGUCCUAUAGACCUACAAAGUCCAAUCCCUGAAGAAGAAGAAGACGAGACCGGCAGCGAGGCCGCCAACGAACCCCUAACUCCGACUGACACACAACCACCCCACGACUUCCGCCAUACCCCUCCUGACGACUUAAAAUACGACACUUCACAAGAGGCCUUCUCAAAUGUAGGGAAGCCACCGCUGCUCGUCAACACCGCCGCUACACCGCCGCCAAAGUCUUCGUCAGACAGGAAUCGAGAGCAACGUGCCUCCGUCGACGAAUCUCUAUAUGCGUCGCCACAACGGCCUACAUCCGCCGUCGACUCCGGUAUCAAGCGUGGCCUCUCGCAAUUCUUCCGUCGAUCAAAUUCCCAGUCACAAUACCCCGCAGCGGCUUCCGGCACAUCCGCCAUCGAAGACCCUUCCCCGAACCCGUCUCGUGGAGGAUCAGACACAAUGCUAUUUCAACGCAGCCCUGGCGCACGUCGUGUCUCGGUGGUCGAGUCGUCGGAUACAACUCGCUCGAAUUCCCCGCCAUCACCGUCGAGUACGCCGCGGGACAAGAAGGCGACCAUGCUCGAGCCCGACGCUUCGCAGUUCCUGGGCAAGAAAUCCCGCGCCUCUAGUGGCAUCGGAUUCCGCCAGAGAUUCAUAACCUUUGCGGGGCCAAAGGACCUGAAGGAGCCAGCUCCCAGGCCGAGAGCGACCAGCGUAGAUCUGCGGAGUACCACACAAAUCUCGAAAUUAAAAGAACCUGAGCUCACGAGACACGAGUGGGGUUUCCCUGCCGAGGCCGGAACGGGCCUGAAGGCAAGGCGCAUGAGUCUGAGUCUGCCAGACGACUUCUGGGUUGACGUUGUGGACCUGCACAAGGAAUUUUCCGACCAGAGCAAACUCAUUGGCCGACGUGGCAAGACACUCGGUAAGGGUGCGACCUCGAAAGUUACACUCAUGACGCGCAAGGGCGGGUCGGAGCUGCAUGCCGUCAAGGAAUUUCGCGGCAAGCGAACGGGCGAGGUGGAGGAGGACUACGAGAAGAAGGUCAAGUCGGAAUUCAGCAUCGCGAAGAGCCUGCACCACCCGAAUAUUGUAGAGAGCAUACGCCUCUGUACGCACAACGGGCGAUGGAAUCAUGUGAUGGAGUACUGCCAAGAAGGCGACCUCUUCAGUCUCGUGCAGAAGAACUACCUCACCGGCCCCGACCGCCUCAAUGACCGACUCUGCAUCUUCAAGCAGCUCGUCCAGGGCGUCAACUACCUCCACCAGCACGGCAUCGCGCAUCGCGACAUCAAGCUGGAAAACCUCCUCGUGACCAGCUCGAGCAAGAUCAAGAUCACCGACUUCGGUGUCUCGGAGGUCUUCUCGGGCAUUCACCCCGGCCUCCGCGAAGCCGGCGGACAAUGCGGCAAAGAAAUGGGCGAGGUGCGGCUGUGCGCUCCUGGAAUCUGUGGGAGCAUGCCGUACAUCGCUCCGGAAGUCGUAGUUAAGAAUGGCGAAUACGACCCUCGCGGCCUCGACGUCUGGAGCAGCGGCAUCGUCAUGCUCCACGUCAUCUUCGGCGGCGCUCUCUGGCCCCGCGCCGAGCGCGGAAACAGACACUACGACUCCCUCGUCCGCGGCUGGGAGAAGUGGGAAGCGAAGCACCCCCCCGGCGCAACCAUCACCGAGCUCGACUACCCCCACGUCGUGGCCUUCGAUCAAAUGGUCAACCCGCCCGCCCUGCGCCGCAUGCUCAUCGCGAUGCUGCACCCCGACCCGGCGAAGCGCAUCAAGAUGGCGGACGUAGCGCGCAACCGCUGGCUGCGCAACAUCGAGUGCUGCCAGGUUGAUACAUACGAGGACCCUAGCACUGUCAUCGAUGCCAGUAAGGCCAGCAGUAGUGGGUAUGCCGGGAAUAACCGCGCGAGGGUCGUGCAGCAUAAUCAUCUUCCGCCUUCGAACCAUACGGGCCAUCGCUUCGUGAGGUUACCCGGGAGCACGGCCAUGUAGGCCUUUGCCUUGGACCUGCUGGUCUGGUGGGGAAGGAGCGUCUGCGGCGGUCUCUUUUUACUAUUACCACGGUGGAGACGACGGCGCGCGAACAAACACCGUUGUAUUAUGAUCCUUUUUUUUUUUUUGCAUGGCGCGUGUGUUGGGUACGGGGAUUAGGGAGGGAUAUUGUCGUGUAUGUAAGGUGAAACAUCACCAUCUGCGCCGCGCGCGGGGAAAAACAUUCCAGAAACCUUCUUCAUCGCAAGAGCUGGUAUAAGCCCUGCUAGGCCGGAGUAAAGGCGUUCUUUUUAGAGAAGGAGAGAAUGAUUUUUUUGUUCUGUUUAGACAAAUACGAUACCUACGAAAUUGCUUGAGCUGGGUUUUGAGGGGAAGCUCACAUUCACAUUCGUUUUGAGUUUUUGGGCGAGCGUGAUGGGUAAUGUCUCGGAUGGGUGGGGAUGCUUUGGGCAUGGUGGUGGUUAGGAGGUGGGAUAUGAAGUGGAAAGACGAUGGAUGAGGAGUAGACAAAGUCUUGGAUUUGCGAGAAUGCAGUCGUUGACCAUACCAUACAUAUAUUCGUCUUAUUGUGAUACUCUUUACCUGUUAUUCUAACAUCUCUCCCCCUUUGAUAACAUUCACAGCACUCACUAUUAACUCACCCACUCGACCAAUGUAGUGGGCUCAGUAUACAUACUUUAC
Pseudogymnoascus verrucosus is the source of this 3410-nucleotide messenger RNA. RefSeq lists its product as uncharacterized. Gene Ontology annotation, molecular function: ATP binding; protein serine/threonine kinase activity. Gene Ontology annotation, biological process: intracellular signal transduction; protein phosphorylation; intracellular monoatomic cation homeostasis. The record is from RefSeq and is a predicted model, not a curated record. NCBI's taxonomy places the organism in Eukaryota, Fungi, Ascomycota, Leotiomycetes, Thelebolales, Thelebolaceae. Bases 612 to 2729 code for a protein of 705 amino acids. The transcript is spliced from 2 exons.